AUGGACCUCUACAAUAGCAGCAACGGUGGCAUCGUCCAACCACGGCAACAUGCGCAGCAAUUCGUGAACACUUCAGGCGAGGAGUUCGAGGACGACUCCUCCCUCCUCUUGCCAAGUCUCGUCGAUACAAAUUUUGUGGAGAGUGUUCCUGGAACCGCCUCCUACUACAAUGGAACUCCCGUAACCAAUCAGAAUGGUGCAUGGCUCACACCCCUCCCAACUUCAUGUUCCAUUGAACCGAUACAUUCAACCGACGUCUAUAGACCCUACCUCCCAGACCAAACGCAGUUGCGAUGGGAGACUCAGGUUGAUCCAAAUGCCGCCUACUAUGCACCCGUUCUAGAGCCGAUUGGAUUCACCUGUGCGGAGCCGUUAAUUACCAACCACGAGGAAUAUCGAAAGAAGAUGAACUCAGAAUCAGGAAUCGCUGAAGGUGAGAUGCUGACAGCUGUUGUCAAUGGUAACACCACAGCCAGUGGGUACUCUCACACCCCUGAGGUGACCUCUACUCCAAGGUCACGCUGCCGUCGGGGUUCACAGCAUGCCGUAAAGGGAGAGGCCAGCCCGGGGGGAAGGAAUCCCCAUCAGGAGGAUUCCCUGAUGGCCUCUUUUGAAGUCAAAAUCGACGACCGACCUCCGUCGGGUUCUGCCUCUCUACCCAUCUCCACCUGUCUUAUUUGUGGAGACAAAGCAACGGGCAAACACUACGGCGCAUAUUCAUGUGACGGGUGUAAGGGAUUUUUCCGACGUUCUGUGCGUCGAAAACACACCUACAGUUGUCGGUACAAUCGAACUUGCACAAUUGACAAAGACAUGCGUAAUCAAUGCCGUUUUUGCCGGCUGAAAAAGUGCUUCCGAGUGGGCAUGAACCGCGCAGCGGUCCAAAACGAGCGCGAUAAAAUCAGCAACCGAAGGCCAUUCUGCGACGCGUCGGGACUGAAUGGCACUCUAAUCGAUAUCAGCACUCUACUUAGAGCCGAGGUUGAAUCCAAAGCGACAACUGAAGGGAUUGAGACAAAGGACCUUUCCUCUACUGGACCACUAAGUCUAGCUGAAAUUUGCUCAGCCAUGAAAAUUCAUCUUUUUCGUUUAAUCAAUUGGGCAAGACAGCUGGAUUGUUUUGUUAAUCUGGAUAUGCAAGAUCAGCUGACUUUGCUACGUGGGAACUCGGGGGAAUUGCUCCUUCUAAGCAUGGUUUGGCAGGCCAUUUGCACGUCAUCUCAACAAAUCGACGAGGCUGGGACAUUUAUCAACCUCUUUCAUCGGUUAAAUAUCGCGUUUAUGGAAGUAAUCAAAGCCAGUGGCGGUGGUUGCAAUGAAUUUCCAGCCAUGCCUUGUUGCGCGGAUGACAGCAAGUUGGAUGCUAUUCUCAAAGUCAUUGCCAAUACCAUUUAUCGACCACUGCUGGAGUUGGCGAUUGGAGAGACAGAAUUUAUUUGCCUCAAGGCAAUUAUUUUCUUGAGUGCGGGUCACCUUAACCUAUCACCCAAUGGUCGCCUCACCGUAGAAGCCUCACGGAGUCGGCUUCAAAUCGAACUAAUGAACGUCAUGAAUGACAACCAAUACCUCCCAGAGGGUCGAUUCGGGGAGCUGCUUCUUCUGGUGCCGACACUGCAACGGGUUUCAGGAUUUCUUGUGGCCAGGAUUGGAAGCGUUGCCACUACUUCCGCUGCCGCUGCCGCCGCUGUUGCUGCAGCCAAUAGCUCAGCCACGGCAGAGUCAGACGAGACUAUCAAUUCACUUAGACUGGAUGAUCUCCUGGGGGACAUACUACUUUCAGGUGAUUGA
This is a messenger RNA of Echinococcus granulosus, 1788 nucleotides long. RefSeq names its product Hepatocyte nuclear factor 4-alpha. Gene Ontology annotation, molecular function: zinc ion binding; RNA polymerase II cis-regulatory region sequence-specific DNA binding; nuclear receptor activity. Lineage: Eukaryota; Metazoa; Platyhelminthes; Cestoda; Cyclophyllidea; Taeniidae. Gene Ontology annotation, biological process: anatomical structure development; cell differentiation; regulation of transcription by RNA polymerase II. Bases 1 to 1788 code for a protein of 595 amino acids. The transcript has 8 exons. The record is from RefSeq and is a predicted model, not a curated record.